This is a messenger RNA of Acromyrmex echinatior (Panamanian leafcutter ant), 788 nucleotides long. RefSeq names its product nardilysin-like. NCBI's taxonomy places the organism in Eukaryota, Metazoa, Arthropoda, Insecta, Hymenoptera, Formicidae. Gene Ontology annotation, molecular function: metal ion binding. The record is from RefSeq and is a predicted model, not a curated record.
UUUUAUUAAUCCUAUAAUGCCAAAAUAUAUAUUUAUGGAGAACUUAAAUGCCUUAAAAACCGAAUUUCAGGUAGAAUUUAAAAGCAGGAUAAGAUACGAACAAAUACUUUACUUCUCCGCACAAACUGGUCAUCCAGUCAACAUGUGUUCUGAAGACAAUUUAACAGAAAUAAUAAAUAAUACAGAUUAUGACAAAUUGUACGAUAUGAUGGACAGAUUUAAAAAGCGCCACUACAGCGCUCACAGAAUGAAGCUAGCAAUACGGUCGGGACUGUCGUUGGAUACAAUGGAAAAAUUUGUCAAAGCGUGCUUUGUCCAUGUACCAAAUAACAGAAUGCCUCCAGAUAAUUUUUCCAAAUUUAAAAAGAAUCUUCCUUUUGAUAUUUCCGCUUUCCGAAAAAUGUAUAAAGUUAAUGAUAAUACGGAACAUUUGACACGAUUACAAAUAACGUGGGCCUUACCUUCAUUCUCCGAUUUUUAUAAAUGUAAUUCAUAUCAAUAUAUCCCGUGGAUUAUUGGAUAUAAAGGAAAAGGUUCCUUAAUUAGUUAUCUACGACAAAAAAUGUGGAGUCCUAUAUCAGACAAUAAUAUGUUUUAUUGUGAGAUUCAACAAAAUUCUAUAUACAGCUUACUACAGCUCAUCAUACCACUCACUUCUAAAGGACAAAAACAUCUGGAAGAUGUUUUAGAUGCAAUAUUUUCUUUUAUCAAUUUAUUAAAGACAGAAGGUCCGCGGGAAGAAAUUUACAAUAACAUUUUUAAGAUUAAACAACAUAUUUUUAGGUAAA